Messenger RNA from Cyphellophora europaea CBS 101466, 1872 nucleotides. RefSeq lists its product as uncharacterized. Gene Ontology annotation, biological process: dolichol-linked oligosaccharide biosynthetic process; glycolipid translocation. NCBI's taxonomy places the organism in Eukaryota, Fungi, Ascomycota, Eurotiomycetes, Chaetothyriales, Cyphellophoraceae. Gene Ontology annotation, cellular component: endoplasmic reticulum membrane. The transcript has a single exon. The record is from RefSeq and is a predicted model, not a curated record. Bases 1 to 1872 code for a protein of 623 amino acids.
AUGAGUCAACCUGCAGGGAACACGGCUCUCCUCAUCCUCACUCAAGUAGCCUCCCGGGGUCUAACGUUCGUCGGCAACCAAGUCAUUCUCCGCUACUCAGCACCUACAUUACUAGGAAUUGCUGUCCAACUCGAGCUCGUUUGCGUUACUGUACUGUACUUCGGUAGAGAAUCUCUCCGAGUGGCCUUGCAACGCCAACCACGCAUAGCUCCAGCGGAUUCAUCGAACUCGAAAUCCAAAGAUGCAGCGUCUAUCCAGCUGCAAGGCGCAAUCAACGCCUCCUACCUCGCCAUCCUUCUGGGCAUCCUGAUCGGAGGCUCAUCAUUCGCCUACUACCUCUCCAUCGCCCCCUCAGAAGCCAGGGCAUCACCAAACUUCUCCCGUGCUGUCAAGUACUACAUUCUUGCAACGUUAGUGGAGCUCCUCUCCGAAGCUUUCUUCGUUGUGAUUCAGCAACAAGCACUCUUCGCGGCUCGAGCGGCCGCUGAGACACGGGCCGCCAUUAAUCGCUGCAUAUUCGCCUGCAGCGUUGCAUUUUACACAUACCGGAAUGGGGACGAACCUUCGAUCCUGCCCUUCGCGACCGGCCAGCUAGCUUACGGCGUCACGCUGUUCAUCCUCUACUACCUAGCCGCACAGCGAGCGUUGGCGGCCACGAACUGCACUCUACUGCCCUCGAUGAUUCCCCGAGCCAGCAACAGCCGCGCCUUCUUCUCCCUCUUUCCCAGACCGCUCCUCUCCCUCGCCACCACUCUCUACGCCCAAUCCAUAUUCAAGCUCCUCCUCACGCAAGGCGACACGCUCCUCCUCUCGCUCCUCGCCCCCCUCCACUCCCAAGGCGCCUUCGCUCUCGCCUCCAACUACGGCGGCCUUUUAGCCCGGCUCCUCUUCCAACCCAUCGAAGAAUCCUCGCGCAACACCUUCGGCGCCCUCCUCUCCAACCCCACCCCCACCGCUCCCUCAGAGUCCAACACCCGCACCGCCCUCACCCACCUCGCCCUAACCCUGCACACCUACACCCUCGGCGCCCUCCUCGCCGCCGUCUUGGCCCCACCCCUCCUCCCGACCCUCACGCCCCUGGCCCUCUCCCCACAAUGGCGCACCCGGGAAACCACCUCCCUCCUCGCCGCGUACGUCUACUACGUGCCCCUCACGGCCGUCAACGGCGUGCUCGACGCCUUCGUCACCAGCGUCGCCACCCCCGCCCAACUGCACUGGCAGUCCCUGUCCAUGGCGGGCUUCACGGCCCUGUACGGCGCCGCGGCCUGGUUGUUUUUGAACAAGAUGGAUGUGGGCGCGCAGGGCCUCGUGUGGGCGAAUGCCGUGGGCAUGCUGGCGCGCGUUGCGUGGGGGGCGUGGUUUGUCGCGCGGUGGAUCGCGGAUCAUGGAAGCCGGCAUCCUGCCGCUGUGGUUGCCGCCGACGCCGCCGCUGCUACUGCUGAGCGACCUCCCGAUGAUGAUGAUGAUAAUGAUGCGGGGGAGGUGGUGAAGGUGAAGGCGAGAAAGGCAAGCGCAGAAGUUAGCAAUGCCUGGUUCUGGCCCAAGGCCCUACCAGACGCGCUGUCGUUCGUCGCGGCGGUGGGGGUGUGGAUGGGGCUGCGACUGACGCUGCCCAACGCCGAGGGGGUGCGAGGGGGAGGAGGAGUGCUGCAUCUGCAGCACUUGAGCUUUGUGGCUAUGGGCGGGCUCGUAUUGGGCGUGAGUAUCUUGCUGCAGGAGAUGGAGUUCUUGGCGGAGAUGCUGAGGACGGUAGUGCCGAGAAGGAUCGUGGAGAGGGUGCCUGGGUUAAAGGAGUUUUUGGGUGGGGGUCAGCAGUCGGGGGUGGUGGGGGUGGAGAGAGGCAGUGGUGGGGAGGGGAAGAAGGAGCUGUGA